GCGCGCGUCGCGCAACGCCGGCCGCUUUCAUGUAUAUAACGGACCGGUCUUGGCAAAGUGUCACCAGUGAAUCGUCGUCGGCUGUCAGUAUCAUCGCGAGCUACUCCAAAAGCACCUUCGCCGAGAAAAUGAGAAGCUGCACGUUCGUCUUCGUCGCCCUCGUGGCUGCUCUCCUCUGUGCCGCCGAAUAUGCCCGUGCGAAGGAGAUCUGUGCCCAGGAAAAUUGUUUAACGCCGAAUAAGUGUGACGAACAGGUGAAGAGUGAUAUUCUAUGCCCCGAACAGGGCACCUCGUGCUGCAGCAUAGUCAAAAAAGAAUAUCAGACUCAUUGCCGCCAUUUUGGUGGAAUCUGUAUGGACAAAUGUGCCAUCAUGCUGCAGCACCAGGUCGUCGACUGUCCGAACAAUCAAGUCUGCUGCACCUUGGUUUAAGAAAUCACGAGGGUCAAAGUAUCAACAGGGGCGCAAGGCCGCAAAAGCAUAAUCUCACUUCGAUUACGACAAAACGGGAUCCUAAUGUAAUUUAAUUGUAAGUUAGAAUAUCGAGGAAAAAUGUUGCUCGAUCGGAUCCGAUGGAUGAUAGCUCCGUCGUCGAAGAGCGCGCGUUGCUGUUUGCCUUUUCAGCUGGAAAACGCGCUCCUCUCAAAAGAAUUGACUCGUAUGUCACCUUUGAUGUGUCACAUUACCGCGAAACGACUUAAUUGGAUUCGUAAUUAUAACGGUAAUAAUUCUGUUUGCGAUUAUUAAUAUAAUGGGGCAUGGGUACGAUGUAUUAACGACGAUAAUUGUCGAGAGAGAAGAAGAGAGGGAGAAGAAUCAUGCGCUUCAAAAACGUCCGAUAAACAUGAAAUAUGUCCGGAAAAAAAUAUGUCACAGGAAUAAUAUGGUAUCGAAUGAGAAGGCGAAUUAAUUACAAAUUCGCGCGCGGUGAUACAUGUAUAAACAUAUAUAGUAUAUACAAUCGAAAUGAACUUCACUCGCAAAUUAUCGCCAGGUGAAACGGCGAUCAGCAAAGUUUUUGUAAACUUGUGUAAAAAUCGACAAGACACGACGACAAAACGCGCCGCUUUUUAUUUUUUAAUUCGUCCGGCGUGUGCCUGCUUCGCUCUCGACACGUGAGCGACUCGUACGCGCGCCGUGCAAUAAAUUAUAUUAUGUAACUUCAAUUAUAUUAUGCGACUUCGAGUGCGAUCGCGGAUCGACGAUCGUCCGCGAUGUGAUUGAGCUUUAAAUAUUUUUAAUAAAAUUCUCACGGCGUGUUGUAGUUACCGAAA
Molecule: messenger RNA, 1273 nt
Organism: Harpegnathos saltator (Jerdon's jumping ant)
Lineage: Eukaryota; Metazoa; Arthropoda; Insecta; Hymenoptera; Formicidae
Exons: 3
Coding region: 30-431 (133 amino acids)
Source: RefSeq, a predicted model, not a curated record